GUGCCCUCGCGCUCCCUCGGGCCGCCAUGGCCACCCCGCCCAAGCGCGGGCGGCACGACCGCCGCGUCAAGAAGGUCGCCGUGGAGGGCAACAUCGCUUCAGGGAAAUCCACCUUUGUGAAUAUUCUGAAACAAGCCAAUGAGGAGUGGGAAGUGGUUCCCGAGCCCAUAGCUAGAUGGUGCAAUGUCCACCAAAACUCUGGAAAUGACUGUGAGGAGCUGACCACAUCCCAGAGGAAUGGUGGGAAUGUGCUGCGGAUGAUGUACGAGAAGCCGGACAGGUGGGCUUUCACUUUCCAGACGUACGCGUGUCUCAGCAGGAUCCGAGCUCAGCUCAGCGCCCUCGAGGGCAAACUCCAGGACGUGGAGAAUCCUGUGAUCUUCUUCGAGCGGUCUGUCUACAGCGACAGGUACAUCUUUGCAGCUAAUUUAUACGAGUCUGAUUGCAUGACAGAGACUGAGUGGACUAUUUAUCAAGACUGGCACAACUGGAUGAAUGAGCAGUUUGGUUCAAGGCUGGUGCUGGAUGGGAUCAUUUAUCUCAGAGCCACUCCUGAGAAAUGCUUGAAUAGGAUUUUCGUGCGAGGAAGAGAUGAGGAACAAGAAAUCCCCAUUGAGUAUCUGGAGAAGCUUCACUGCAAACAUGAAAGUUGGCUCCAGCAUAGGACACUGCGAACAGAUUUUGACUAUCUACAGAAAAUUCCAAUUUUGACGCUAGAUGUUAAUGAAGAUUUCAAAGGCAAAAAGGACAGAUACGACCACAUGAUCGAAAAGGUCAAAGAAUUUUUGAGCACAUUAUAAUCCUCUUUGAAGUGCAGACAGAGCCAAACCAUUCCAAACAUCUGUGCGAUCAAAGUCUCAAGUGCAGCUUCUGCUUUUAUAGGGGGCCUCUGGAGAGGCAGGACUCAAUCCUGGUGAUUUGACUGUGAGGAACAAAUAAACUUUGUGAAUAGGGAAAUUACUAAAUAAAUCAGUAUGUCUGUUCAGUAUUGUGUUAAGUAACACACACAGAUUCUGAAGAGACAAGGAUUCUGAGCGUUCCCAAAUAUUGCACCAGUUUUUGAUCAGACUGAUGAGUUCUAGAGUAUUUUAUAGAUUUUUUAAAUUAAUUUUUUAUCCAGUUGCUAUUUAAUUUUUGAGAAGGUAGUGGUUUUUUAAAUCUUUUCAAUGUUUUUUAGUGGCAUUGAUUUGUAAUGGAUGUCUUGUUCUGAAGAAGGAAAAAGUGAAAACCAUUUUUGCUGCUAAGGGAAUUGCAAUGUAACCUGGAGUUUUAUAUUUUAAGGUACCAAAUAUGUCAUCUGAUGAUUUUGGUAGAUGAAGUUCUUCACAGAAUACAUGAAUUAAAUGCAAAUAAGGCUGACAUUCUGUAGCUGUCAAAUGAGAUUUUAUAUUUGUUUUCAAUAUGCACUGCCAACUAGGAUAUUCAGAGGCUUUCUGUUUUCUAGCAUGUUUGUUUGUUGGGUUUUUUUACCCUUUCUUUAAAGCUUUUAUUAAAACAGCUGUUUUUGUUGUUGAUAAAUCCUCUUCUCCUGGAGAGGAAUAUGUUUGCUUGCUGGGUACCGUAAUAGGAAGAAGAACAUUUUCCAAAUGGCCUCCAUCUGUAAAUGAUGUGUUUAGAAGCCAUCCCAUGAUCGCAUUUGGGAUGUCAGAGGUUGCUUCCUGCCUUUGUUCCAGCUGCUCCAUGUGUUUCCUGGGCCUUCUGGGUGCUUAUAUCAGAUCCUGCACUAUUUGAAGUAGGCUGUCCUGUCUCAACUGCUUCGAGUCAGAAGGGGACACCUGUGUGGAGUGGCUGCUGCUCCUUCUUGUAUUAACUGAGCCUCUUGUUGCAGGUGCAGAAAACACAAACUUGUCAGGGUGCACAUCUCACGUGUUGGGUUUUAUGAGCUGCUUUGUUCUGCUUUAAACGUUUCUGAGUGCACAGCUGGCUUUUGAAGGCAAAAUUGUAUUGCAAAGCAUUUUAUUGUCUACCUUGGUGCCGCUGUUACCCGCUGGUUGGAGAUGAGAUUUCUUCCUUUGUGGCUGCAAUUGUGCUGGCAUUCUCUAACCAUUGGCUGAAAAAUAAAAGUGGUUGGAAAGA
This is a messenger RNA of Neopelma chrysocephalum (saffron-crested tyrant-manakin), 2076 nucleotides long. RefSeq names its product deoxycytidine kinase (gene DCK). Gene Ontology annotation, molecular function: deoxycytidine kinase activity; ATP binding. The transcript has 7 exons. Gene Ontology annotation, cellular component: mitochondrion; cytoplasm. The record is from RefSeq and is a predicted model, not a curated record. Gene Ontology annotation, biological process: nucleobase-containing compound metabolic process. Lineage: Eukaryota; Metazoa; Chordata; Aves; Passeriformes; Pipridae. Bases 27 to 800 code for a protein of 257 amino acids.